This is a messenger RNA of Anoplopoma fimbria (sablefish), 1235 nucleotides long. It is a transcript of the gene saga, whose product is annotated as S-antigen; retina and pineal gland (arrestin) a. Gene Ontology annotation, biological process: signal transduction; G protein-coupled receptor internalization. Lineage: Eukaryota; Metazoa; Chordata; Actinopteri; Perciformes; Anoplopomatidae. The record is from RefSeq and is a predicted model, not a curated record. Gene Ontology annotation, molecular function: G protein-coupled receptor binding. Gene Ontology annotation, cellular component: photoreceptor inner segment; photoreceptor outer segment. Bases 25 to 1218 code for a protein of 397 amino acids. The transcript has 15 exons.
UCGCUGCUUUCCACCUGAACCAACAUGAGUCCAAAAAAUGUUGUUUUCAAGAAGGUCUGCAAGGACAAGUCGGUUGGAGUCUACAUGGGGAGAAGAGACUUUGUGGACCGCGUCGACUCCGUGGAUCCAGUGGAUGGCGUCAUCAUCAUCGAUCCUGAGGCUCUGCAGGGGAGGAAAGUGUUCGUCACCCUGUCCUGCACCUUCCGCUACGGCAGAGACGACAUGGACGUGAUGGGAAUCGCCUUCCGCAGGGAGCUCUACCUGUCCACCCGCCAGGUGUACCCGCCUCUGCAGGACCGCGAGAAGGGAGUCCACACCAGGAUGCAGGCCAAACUGCUGCGCAAGCUGGGAGACAACGCCUACCCGUUCUUCUUCGAGUUUCCUGACAACCUGCCUUGCUCAGUGGCUCUUCAGCCAUCACCCCAUGAUGUCGGCAAGCAAUGUGCCGUCGAGUUUGAGAUCAAAGCGUUCAGCGCUGAGAGCCAGGACGCUAAAAUACGCAAACGAAGCACACUGAAGCUGAUGAUCAGGAAGGUCCAAUACGCUCCAGAGGAGGAGGCAGUGGCCCCGUCUGUUGAAACCACCAGGGACUUUGUCAUGUCGGAUAAACCGCUGCAUGUCAAGGCCAGUCUGGACAAAGAGACAUACUACCACGGUGAGGCCGUCAAAGUGCACCUCUGCGUCACAAACAACUCCAGCAAAAAUAUCAAGAACAUCAUCGUCUCUGUGGAUCAGGUCGCCACGGUGGUGUUGUAUUCCAAUGACAGCUACGUCAAAUCUGUGGCCAUAGAGGAACCUGGGGAUUCGGUGUCUCCUGGAGCGACCCUGCAGAAAGUCUACACGCUGCUGCCUCUACUGGCCAACAACAAGGAGAGGAGGGGAAUCGCUCUGGACGGCAAGCUGAAGCAUGAAGACACUAACCUGGCCUCAUCGAGCAUUGUCAAAGACGGUGUGCUGAAGGAAGUCAUGGGGAUCAUGGUUUCAUACAGAAUCAUGGUGAAGCUCAUUGUUGGAGGGAUGAUGGGAUCAAGUGAGGUCGGCCUGGAAGUUCCCUUUAAACUGAUGCAUUCUAAACCUGAUGCAGUGAAGGAGAGUGAAAUGGAGGAGGAGAUGGAGUUCCAGGAGUUCAAGCGUUCCUACCUGAAGGGGAUGAUCGAUGACGACGACGAAGAAGGAAACGUGUCCGGUGGUGACGACAUUGCGCCCAAAGAGAAAUAAAGAAGAGAUUCGGAAAG